GUUGUGGCUGUGUAUGGGACGUUAUCAGAUUUGCUGUCUGUGGCGAGCAAUAAGCUUGGAAUAAAAGCAACCAGUGUUUACAACGGAAAAGGUGGACUCAUCGAUGAUAUCGCUCUGAUUAGGGAUGAUGAUGUUUUGUUUGUCUGUGAAGGGGAACCAUUCAUUGAUCCUCAGACUGAUGGGAGACCUCAGGAAGAGCUAACAGGGUCACACACAGAUUGGUUAACCCUCAAUGUUGGAGGCCGAUACUUCACCACUACACGGAGCACUUUGGUUAAUAAAGAACCUGACAGUAUGCUGGCCCACAUGUUUAAAGAUAAAGAUGCUUGGGGAAAUAAGCAAGAUCAUAGAGGAGCAUUCCUAAUUGACCGCAGUCCAGAGUAUUUUGAACCAAUUUUGAACUAUUUGCGUCACGGACAGCUCAUUGUAAAUGAUGGCAUUAAUUUGCUAGGUGUUUUGGAAGAAGCCAGGUUUUUUGGUAUCGAUUCACUAAUUGAACAUCUAGAAAUAGCUAUUAAGAAUUCACAGCCAGCUGAGGAUCAUUCUCCAAUAUCUCGAAAGGAGUUUGUCCGAUUCCUCAAGUCCGAGCUGCGAUGUCAGGGUCUCAAUUUCAGCGGAGCAGAUCUUUCACGUCUAGAUCUUCGAUACAUCAACUUCAAGAUGGCCAACCUGAGCCGUUGCAACCUGGCACAUGCCAACCUGUGCUGUGCAAAUCUCGAAAGAGCUGACCUCUCUGGAUCAGUGCUUGAUUGUGCAAACCUUCAAGGGGUAAAGAUGCUGUGUUCCAACGCAGAAGGAGCAUCUCUAAAAGGGUGCAAUUUUGAGGAUCCAUCAGGCCUUAAAGCUAAUUUGGAAGGUGCCAACCUGAAAGGUGUUGACAUGGAAGGCAGUCAAAUGACAGGAAUUAACCUAAGAGUUGCAACGCUGAAAAAUGCAAAGCUAAAAAACUGUAAUCUUAGAGGAGCAACUUUGGCAGGAACCGAUUUGGAAAAUUGUGAUCUGUCGGGUUGUGACCUACAAGAAGCCAAUUUGAGGGGAUCUAACGUAAAAGGAGCUAUCUUUGAAGAGAUGCUGACACCUUUGCACAUGUCUCAGAGCGUCAGAUAGGGAAGAGAACAUGCCGAAGAGGAAGGAAUCAAACCAUUUAUUGUGACUUUCUUCACCUCCUCCCCUUAUUAAGUUAAAAGUAAUGGUUAUUAGACAAC
Messenger RNA from Mesitornis unicolor (brown roatelo), 1205 nucleotides. RefSeq names its product potassium channel tetramerization domain containing 9 (gene KCTD9). Gene Ontology annotation, biological process: protein homooligomerization. NCBI's taxonomy places the organism in Eukaryota, Metazoa, Chordata, Aves, Mesitornithiformes, Mesitornithidae. The record is from RefSeq and is a predicted model, not a curated record. Gene Ontology annotation, molecular function: protein binding.